GUCUUGAACUACCACCACGCCCCCCCCACAUCAUACAAAUUACAUUUAGUUCGGGUGACGGGGGCUCAAACAGAAUGGGUGAGAUAGGAGAGUUCAUGCUGGUUCAAUUUCCCUUGGCCAGAGUCUCCCACCGAGUGGUUGGUCAGACGCCAAGGCAAGCAAAUAUACAGGUACCUUUUGACCUACAUAGCUGGACCACAACAGACUUUUCUGAAGGUCUUGAGUCUGGAGAUGGUGUGUGGUGUCACGUCUGAGCAAGGAUAAUUCCCAAAUUAAUAGAGCCCUCCCUCCCCGCUGUGGCUGGAGAAGAGAUAUUGAUUUUAGAUUCUGGAGCUGGCCUCACGCCGCGCUGCGUGGGAUUCGCAUGUGCGACUCCCCCUCCGUGUCUAAUGUACCCCUUGGAUCAAUCUAGACCUAAUGUAUGUCUUCCUCUGAUGUCAGCCCUGUUUUGUUCUAACGUCAACUUACUACAUGUUGAUUUCUUUUCACAGUCAGAACGUGCUCCAAUGCUGCUGACGUUUUUGGCAUAAGUCUGUGACGUUGAAUUCAGCUUGCCGCUUCAUUUGUGGUGCCACAGACACAUCCAGAGACCCUUCUGUCAUUGUGGAGGAAAAAGAGCAAAAUGCAGCAUGAUCACAUUGAUUUUGAGGUCUUAAGCUCAAGUGAAUAUUGAUCUGGGCUGAAAUUGAAGCCCUUUUGUUGAUGUCUUUGGUGCCUUCAGAAGUCGCGAUGGCAAUUGAAGUGUCCUGCUAAGUAGAAAUUGAGAAAGAUCUUGCAACGUUCUGUAACUGUUCAUCAGUAUCCGUCUUUUUGCUCUUUUUUCCUCAAAGUUGGGAUGCAAUCGUUGGCACUAACUUGGAGUUACUAUUAUAUGCCUUAUAUUUUUCCUUUAUGUCCUUUAAUAGAUGCACUUUGAAAGGUUCCUAGUAAUGUUCCUUCAACAUUGCUGUGUGAUGCUGUUAAAUGAUGUGAUUAUAACCUUUGAACUUGUGUAUAAUUGCGAUUUAGUGACUUUGCUGGAAGACGGCAUGAUAUCUAUUCUUCUGAUUACCAACUCUCAAUCAGCACUUCUCUUGCCGUGUCACCACCAACAUGAGGGUGUGAUUGGCGUGCAGCUGGUGGUUACCAUGGUAAUGGCCAGUGUAAUUCAAAAAAUCAUACCUCAUUAUUCGUUUGCAAGAUGGCUACUCUGCAGUGGCAGUCUUCGAUGGUACCAGCACCCAACAGAAGAUGAGUUGAGGACUUUGGUCGGGAGACAGAAAGGUCCAAAGAAGAAAGACAGGAAGUACAACGGUCACAUCGACAACAAGCCACUGACGGUUCCUAAGGACAUCGACCUGCAGCUGGAGACCAAAAGCAUCACAGAAGUUGACACAUUAGCGUUGCACUAUUUCCCAGAGUUCCAGUGGCUGGUUGAUUUCACAUUAGCAGCAACUGUGGUCUACCUGAUCACAGAACUCUACUACAGCGUGGCUCAGCCCUCUGGAGAGAUGAACAUCAGCGUGGUCUGGUGCCUGCUGGUGCUCGCCUUUGUUAUUAAAACCCUUUUCUCUCUAACGUACCACUACUUCAAGUUGGAGGAGGGAGGCGAGCGCUCGCUCUGCAUUACCUUUGGUUUUUUCUUCUUUGUCAAAGCCAUGGCCAUUCUCAUCAUCACAGAGAACUACCUUGAGUUUGGUCUUGAGAGUGGUUUUGCUAACUUUUCUGACAGUGCGCUUCAGUUUCUGGAGCAUCAGGGUUUGGAGUCACAGGGUCCCAUAUCCAAACUCACUUUCAAGUUGAUUCUUGCUCUUCUUUGUUCCCUCAUCGGCGCGUUUUUAACCUUCCCGGGUCUGCGUUUGGCCCAGAUGCAUUUGGAUGCACUCAAUCUGACUGCGGGCAAAUUUACACAAACGUUACUUCACAUCAACUUCCUGUCUCCCCUCAUCAUGGUCCUGCUGUGGGUGAAGCCCAUUACCAAGGACUACAUCCUGAAUCCCACUCUGGGAAAGGAGAGCGUGCCUUUAAUGGCUGAGCAGACGUACGACACGUUGCGGUUAUGGAGCAUCAUCCUGAUGUGCCUGCUGCGGCUGGCCAUGAUGAGGCAUCAUUUGCAAGCCUACCUCAACCUGGCCCAGAAAGGGAUGGACCAGAUGAAGAAGGAAGCUGGGCGGAUCAGCACUGUUGACCUGCAGAAAAUGGUGGCACGUGUCUUUUACUACUUGUGUGUGAUCGCUCUGCAGUACGUGGCGCCGCUGGUCAUGUUGCUCCACACCACCUUCCUGCUGAAAACUCUAGGUGGACACUCCUGGGGCUUCUCUUUUGAAGAAGACCUCCCUUGCACCCAUGAAAUGAACUCUGGAACAGAGGAGGCCCACACAGCGGCGGUGGGGUCGGGCGCUCGGGCGUCGGUGGCCCAGCUGUCGGUGGCCCUGGGAGGCCUGCGGACUGUCUUCAGCCCGCUGCUUUUCCGCGGCCUCUUCUCCUUCUUCACCUGGUGGAUCGCUGCCUGCCUCUUCUCCACCUCCCUCUUCGGCCUCUUCUACCAUCAGUAUCUCAUGGCGGCGUGAUGUCGUCUGCCACGGAGCUCCAGAAUGUUGGAGUCCUACUGUCAGUGCUUCCUCCACAGGUCAACUGUGAACUCUUGCCAUAGUUUUUAAUAUGACGACUACCUUUUUUAUUUGAGAGCAGGAUUAAUAAACUCUAAUGACGUUGUGAAUAAUCGUGGAGUACAAAUCGAAGGAUGUGAAAAAUGCUAAUCUCUUGACUGACAAGCCAGUUGUUACUUGAGUUUGAUUUCUUUGUUUGUUUGUUUUUAUGCCGAGGCAGUGAGGGAUUAUUGCCCUGGAGUAUCGGCAGACGCUCGGCACGUGCGUGACCUGUGCCAUCAGGAGUCACAUGACCCUCUUUGUGACUGUGUCUGCUCGUGCUCGCUCACCUCAGCACCACCACUGGACGGAGGCGUCGUCAGGUGGUGGUCGAGUGGUGCAAUGUUUCAAGUUUACUGUCGGGAAAUUGACCAAAUGAGACUGAAUACAAAUUGGACUCAAACACUUCAUCACGUUCCAUGCGUUUGUGACUCGUCCCUCCCCACUUGUCUUUUUUUUAAUUCUUAUGCUGAGCCAUUGUUUUUGCUGAUGAAAGGGAGGGGCAGACUGAGGGUGUGUGUGUGUGUGUGUCCACUGUCUGAGGGCGUCAAGAUCAAGUAUCGGUGACGAGCUAAUGCCUUUUUUCACCCCCCCGACCCAUUUCCAAACCCUAUUAACUGAAGUGUUCUUUGCGUCUCACCAGUCAGUCUGUGCUUUUCUUUUGCGCGUGACGUUGUGCCAUACUUGUGUCCCACUGGCUGUGGAGAGAAGCGGACUGCGUUGAAAGGGGCCUUAAGAUUUCUGUGAAAAUCCUCGGUGGUGUUUGUCUCCUCACAGAGUCGCGAUCCAGCGCUUGGAAUGUACGACUCACGUUUGCUUCUGAAACAUUUCAACUCUGCAUCCAGAGCCGGGUCUUGGCUGAGAGUUUCCAACCUCAGCUGCGUCAUAUCGCUUCACAGUCUUAGUUUGUCUCUGAACAAAAUGCACCUGAUGAAUGUAUCGAUCCUGCCUAACUUUGCGAUUGUUUCCAUUAAAAAGGCGCUUUCUCUGGCCGAUGGAACCUGCUGUGUCCUGCGCUCCCUCUGUACGGUCGGCCUUGGUCAGGCACGCAGUCAUGUUGUCCUUAUUGUUUUCUAUUUAAGAAAAGCUCUUUUCACAAUCUUUUUCUAACGUUGUCAGAGAGCCUGGUGACUAAAAUAGCUUUCUGAAAAUGUUGCAUUUCAAUCAUUCUGCAGUGUGCGUGUGUUUGUGAGAGAGAGAGAGGUCAGUGCUGCGGUACCUGGGGGAGUCCAGGAUUCAUGGGCCUUCAUGGGCCCCUGGCGCUUAUGUCAGUUUGUUACCGCUGAAAGUGUUUUUGCUGUCCAGUGAACUCACAACUCUUUUGGUGUAUUUAUUUCUGCUUUUUCCAGUUUUGUCUUGAAUAAAUUAUGUUCUACGUUUGGACCUUUUUGAAGGAUAUAAAACCACUGACUUGUGUUUGACUGACUGAAUUUUUGAAACAUAUUUAGGAGGCAUCAAGGGACUGAUGUUGGCUCAACCUUUAAAUAUCGUAUUUCAGGUCAAGGGGCUUUUUUACUUUCCAUGCAGCCAAAACAAAAGCUUUGACUACAGCUUCAAGCUUUGGUAGUUGACGUUGGUCUCAAUGACAGUUGCUGUGAAGGACUCCAGACUGUUGCCCGUGCUGCAGUCGUGACCCGGAGCGUUGAGGGCUCAAUACCGAGUCCAGACAGAGGCCACAGUGACUGAAGAAGUGAACAGUGCUGCGGAACAAAGGUCCGUCUUGCUUUCUUCCAUGUGAGCCAGGAAUGAAACAAGCGAGUGAGCAGCUGGGCCUCUGCCUUGGUCCCGCGCCCUCACUGCUCACAGUCUUGGUUCCAUCUCUGUAGACUUGGUCUCAACUGGUUCUCUGGGUUGUGGCUGUGUUACUCAAGUCACGCUCGGGGCUCCACCGUCCUCCCAAGACC
Molecule: messenger RNA, 4531 nt
Organism: Synchiropus splendidus (mandarinfish)
Lineage: Eukaryota; Metazoa; Chordata; Actinopteri; Syngnathiformes; Callionymidae
Gene: tmem161b
Product: transmembrane protein 161B
Exons: 12
Coding region: 906-2549 (547 amino acids)
Source: RefSeq, a predicted model, not a curated record